AUGUCGAACACACAGCCGUGCAAGUUGGUCUUUGGAGCCGCAGGGCCACUUUGGCGACAACAUGCUCCGCAAGUCGUCGAACUGCUCCGUGAGGCUGGCGUCAAUGAGAUCGACGUGGCACAGGUGUAUCUCGACAGCGAGAAGACAGCAGGCGAUGUCGGGGCGGCGCGCUACUUCAGAAUCGGCACUAAAGAGUUGGGCUGCGGUGGGCUUAUUGUCGGGGAUGGGCCAGCAACGAAGGAGAACGUCAUUCGACGCGCCUUGCACAGUCUCGAGCUCCUCAAGGUGGACCACGUUGACAUUUUCUAUAUCCACGGACCAGACCGUACCAUCCCGUUUGAAGAAACACUCGAGGGAAUCGAUGCGCUUCAUCGGAUGGGCAAGUUCAAUCACUUCGGGCUGUCCAAUUUCCUCCCCGAUGAGGUUGAGAAAGUCGUCAAGAUAUGCCGCGAAAGGAGAUUUGUGCCUCCAACUGUCUACGAAGGCAAUUACAACCCUAUAGCCCGGAAGCCUGAGACCCUGUUAUUCCCAAUGCUGGAGAAAUACGGCAUCACUUUCUAUGCCUACUCGCCCUUGGCCGGUGGGUUCCUUGCAAAGUCCAAGGAGGACGUUCUUGCCAAGAAAUGUCCCAAAUUUGAUGCGAACAGUGGGCUUGUCGGCCUGAUCUACUCAACUCUGUACAACAAGCCAUCGCACCUGGAGGCACUCGAGGAGUGGACUGCAAUUAGUAAAAAGUCCGGUAUCCCCCAGGCAGAGCUGGCUUAUCGCUGGACUGCCUACCAUAGCCUGCUGGACAGGCAGCGCGGUGACGCCAUGCUCUUCGGGGCUUCGUCGCUCCAGCAGCUCAGACAGACACUCGAGGGACUGAAGAGGGGACCCCUGCCACCCGAUGUGGCAGGAGCCGUAGAGAAUGUCUGGCGCCUUGUCGAACACGACGCUGGAUUCGACAACCUCAAUCUUAACAGUUUUGAGGCGGCUGAUGCUCCCGACUUCAAGGCCAUGUAUGACCAAGCGCAUGAAGGUCAAAAGUUUCCUGUGCAGGUGGUUGCUGAACAGAGAGUGGAGAUGGUCUGA
Molecule: messenger RNA, 1074 nt
Organism: Diaporthe batatas
Lineage: Eukaryota; Fungi; Ascomycota; Sordariomycetes; Diaporthales; Diaporthaceae
Exons: 3
Coding region: 1-1074 (357 amino acids)
Molecular function (GO): oxidoreductase activity
Source: RefSeq, a predicted model, not a curated record